Molecule: messenger RNA, 1707 nt
Organism: Colletes gigas
Lineage: Eukaryota; Metazoa; Arthropoda; Insecta; Hymenoptera; Colletidae
Gene: Aldh7A1
Product: putative aldehyde dehydrogenase family 7 member A1 homolog
Exons: 9
Coding region: 118-1707 (529 amino acids)
Molecular function (GO): aldehyde dehydrogenase (NAD+) activity
Source: RefSeq, a predicted model, not a curated record
UUUUUAUCAUAUCUCUCCUCCUUUUCUUGAUAAGCAAAAUCGCUCUGAAUAGAGAUAACCCUCGAUCUUCGUGCAUUAUAUUGUAAAAUUGUAUAAGAUAGUGACAGACAAUUGGCAAUGUUUCGUUUAUUGUCUAGAAAUACUACUUACGUUUCUAAGUUACAGAUGGUAAGAUAUUUGGUGACUGAUACAAAAUAUGGAUUCUUGAAACAAUUAGGUCUAACAACAGAGAACCCAGGUCUUUAUGAUGGACAAUGGGGAGGAUCUGGCAAGGUUAUAGAAUCUAUUUCGCCAUCAACUGGUGAACUAAUAGCGAAAGUUCGAACGUCGACUACACAAGAAGUAAGUAAUGCUAUUACAGAAACACGCAAAGCAUGGCCACAGUGGGCAUCACUGCCAGCACCUGCGAGAGGAGAAAUAGUACGGCAAAUCGGGGAAGAAUUACGAAAUAAUCUAAAACCACUAGGACAAUUAGUGUCUUUAGAAAUGGGGAAAAUAUUACCAGAAGGUAUUGGAGAAGUUCAGGAGUUUAUUGACAUAUGUGAUUAUGCUGUUGGUUUAUCUAGAAUGCUACCUGGCAGUAUAUUUCCUUCAGAAAGAAAAGAUCAUGCUCUUUUAGAAAAAUGGAAUUCCCUUGGUGUUAUUGGUGUUAUUUCUGCAUUUAACUUUCCUGUUGCAGUGUAUGGUUGGAAUAGUGCAAUAGCAAUGAUUUGUGGGAAUAUGAUAGUUUGGAAAGGAGCACUUACCACUCCUUUAGUAUCUAUUGCAACUACUAAAAUUAUCGCAGGUGUAUUAGAGCGAAAUGGCAUUCCAGGUUCUGUUGCAUCUUUAGUAACAGGUGGCCCAGAUGUUGGUGAAACUAUUGUUAAUGAUAAACGUGUUCCUCUGGUUUCAUUUACUGGGAGCACUAACAUUGGAAGAAAAGUGGCCCUUAAGGUUCAAGAACGUUUUGGAAAAUCUCUGCUAGAAUUAGGAGGCAAUAAUGCAUUAAUAGUUGCCCAAGAUGCAGAUUUAGAAAUGGCAGUGAGGGCAGCAGUGUUCUCUUGUGUGGGAACAGCAGGACAAAGGUGUACUACUACUCGUAGAUUAAUUCUUCACAGUGAAAUAAAAAAUGAAUUUCUAGGAAAAUUGAAAAAAGCAUACAAGAGUAUUUUGGAGCGGAUAGGAGAUCCUUUAGAGACUAAUACCUUGUAUGGACCACUGCAUAAUCAACACGCAGUAGACGAAUACAAGAAAGCUAUCAACGAUGUUUUAAAGAGUGGCGGUAAAAUUGAAUUUGGUGGAAAGGAAAUAGACAGGCCUGGCUUUUACGUCGAACCAACAAUUGUUUCCGGUUUAUCGCCUGAUGCAGAGGUGGUUCAAAAAGAAACUUUUGCACCAAUUGUGUACAUUUUUGAAGUAAAUUCUAUAGAAAAUGCUAUUGCUCUUAAUAAUGGUGUAGAACAAGGAUUAAGUAGUUCUCUGUUUACUAAAAAUAUCGGAAAUGUAUUUCAGUGGAUUGGUCCCCAAGGCUCUGAUUGUGGAAUAGUAAAUGUUAAUAUUGGAACUAGUGGUGCAGAAAUAGGUGGUGCGUUUGGAGGAGAAAAAGCUACGGGUGGGGGUCGCGAAAGUGGAAGUGAUGCAUGGAAACAUUACAUGCGACGUUCUACUAUUACAAUUAAUCAUGGAAAUGAAAUGCCAUUGGCUCAGGGCAUCAAGUUUGAAUAG